AUGUGUCUCCAGUAUUACCUCAACAAACAGGGAGAUCGUGUCUAUGCGUUGAAGAAAUUUGACCCUACGGGACAACAGACUUGCUCUGCCCAUCCUGCUCGGUUCUCCCCUGACGACAAAUACUCAAGACACCGAAUCACCAUCAAGAAACGCUUCAAGGUGCUUAUGACCCAGCAACCGCGCCCAGUUCUCUGAGGGUUCGUUAAUUUCGUGUGCUGCCGGACCCCA
Peromyscus leucopus (white-footed mouse) is the source of this 228-nucleotide messenger RNA. Its product is annotated as H/ACA ribonucleoprotein complex subunit 3-like. Gene Ontology annotation, biological process: snRNA pseudouridine synthesis; ribosome biogenesis; positive regulation of telomerase RNA localization to Cajal body. Gene Ontology annotation, cellular component: box H/ACA telomerase RNP complex; box H/ACA snoRNP complex. NCBI's taxonomy places the organism in Eukaryota, Metazoa, Chordata, Mammalia, Rodentia, Cricetidae. The coding region runs from base 1 to 195 and encodes 64 amino acids. Gene Ontology annotation, molecular function: box H/ACA snoRNA binding; telomerase RNA binding. The record is from RefSeq and is a predicted model, not a curated record. The transcript has a single exon.